AUGGCUACGGGCACCGCACCGUCUCGGAUAACACUCACCGUUGCCCUGUUGCUCAUCGGCGUCGCGGGGCUCACCACAUCCGCAACUCCAGAUAAUUCCUGUGGCUACCCGGGAUGUCCGGCUCACGCCACUGUCGCGUUCUCGAGAGACGACAUGACUCCCAGCACUGUGGCGACGUACGUCUGUGAUCCAGGGUACGAGCUGCUGGGUCCGUCACGGAGAGUCUGCACCGUGAACGGAACCUGGGUGCCAGAGGGAGUUCCUUACUGCGUGAUAAACGUUGCCGCCGGCAAGGCCCCUUUGCAGUCUUCAACGGUGGCCGGCGGAGUGCCUCAGAAGGCCGUUGACGGCAGCACCAGCGCCUUCUUCACACCUGACACUUGCUCGCUGACCGAACCGGAACUGUCACCAUGGUGGUACGUGAACCUACUCGAGCCGUACGUCGUGCAACUGGUGCGCAUCGACUGGGGCCGAUCGUCCCAAGUGGAUCCCGAUGGUUCCGUCGUCGCGAACACCGUCGUGGUGCGGGUAGGGAACAACCGACCCGACCUUGGCGCCAAUCCGGUGUGCAACCGAUUUGCCGGACCACUCGAAGAAGGAAGACCCCUGUUCCUGCCCUGCGCAGCACCCAUGCCAGGCGCUUUCGUCAGCAUACAUCUCGAAGGUCCGGCCCCCCUGUCACUAUGCGAGGUGUUCGUCUAUACGGACCAGGCGCUACCCGUGGAACGGUGUCCGUCCUUCCGCGAUCAGCCUCUUGGUUCGGCGGCCACGUACCACGGCAAGUGCUACGCCUUCUACAACAACCAACCGGCGCCAUUCGAGACAGCGCGGCGUUUCUGCGAGCAACGAGGGGGCUCACUAGUGGACGAGACGAGCCCCGCACUGCAGGGCUUCCUGAGCUGGGAGCUCUACCGACGUCACAGGCAUGACGGCGACUCCGGACAGUACUGGAUGGGCGCCACCAGAGACCCACGUGACCCGACUAACUGGCGCUGGAUCAACGGUCGAGAGGUGACCAUCUCCUUCUGGAACUCUCCCACCAGCUCAGCCCCGGAGAACAACUGCUCUCGCUUUGACGGCAACCGCGGAUGGCUGUGGUCAGACACCAACUGCGACCACCCACUCAACUUUAUUUGCCAACACAGACCAACGACAUGUGGCAAGCCCUCACGUCCCCCCAACUCGACACUGAUAGCCAGGGACUUCAAUGUGGGUUCUGUGGUGGAGUACCGCUGCUCGCCGGGACAUCUUCUCGUUGGUCCUAACAUCAGGACUUGCCUGGCCAACGGGUUCUACAGCGAGUUCGCGCCUAAAUGCAGAUACCUCGAGUGCGGUCCACCUGCUCCGAUACCCAAUGGGUCUCUGGAUCUCAUCAACGGCACCAGGCACUACCUGAGCGCUGUCGAAUACCGCUGCCGGGAGGGAUUCGUUCUCAUCGGCCGAAGCCUACUGGUCUGCGACGUCGACCAGCGAUGGAAUGGACCACCGCCCAGAUGCGAACCGGUCAUGUGCCGACCUCCGCCAGCCGUUGCACAUGGCCUCGUUCGCCUCUCGGCUGCAUCGACCAUCUUUGGCACGGUGGCCGAGUACGACUGUGAGCCGGGCUAUCAGCUCAGCGGCAACCCGCAUCUGCUCUGUGGACCCACGGGCUUCUGGCAGGGAGAAGUGCCCGUAUGCCUCCGGCCGACAACGCCGAGACCUGUUUUGACGACUACGACGACAACAACGACCACUACGACUGAGGAGCCGCCGCUACCACCUCAGAUCAACGGUCACAGCGCGGGUGGCAACGAGGGCCCCGCGAUCAUGCCGACAAGGUUCCAUCCGGACUUCAUGCCCGACCGUCCCGACCUGCGGCCCACGUUCGUGACGACAACGGUGGCAUCUCCUCGGCCGAGUGCGACGGCCACAGUCCGGCCGACGCAGCGGCCGCGGCCUCAGCCCACGACACCAUCGCAGCCGCCACGAAUACCGGCGUUCCGGCCGUUCGACCAUGACGUGGCCGGAUCAACGGGACAACGGACGGUGCUGGCCCCGCCAGACCUAUAUAACACAUUUGGCGACGAAUCGACGGCACGUUCGGGAGCCAAGCUCAACCAGGCGGGUUUCAUAGCACUGGGUGCCUUCGGAGGUCUCGUCGUUGUCGCUGCAAUUGUCGCAAUGGUCGUCAUCUUCAUACGACGUGCGAGGCAAGGGGACUGCGACGGCGUCGACCGCUGUCGCGGUUCCAAGGUGCCGCCGGGAGGAUCGAGUGGCUGUUCGUCUCUGGAGCACUCUCCCGUGGGCGCCUACGCCGAGCACGGACUGCAGAGGCACUACAAGCGCGCCUGGGAGAACCUGCGCUACGACGCCGGCGCCGCUGGCCACAAGGCACCGCGCAUCGAGACGCUAGACCACCCGCACGUCGUGACAGCGUCUCGGACUCUCGAGGGAUAUCGAGAGGCCAACGAGAUUACCGUGAAUGACGUGGCAGCACUGUAUGGCCGGCCGCACCGGAGGUGAUUGUGGUGUGGCCGGUUGACAGUCAUCAUGAACUCGAAUGUUCAUUCUCGCGUGAAAAGACUUGUGUUAAAGGUGUGAACUGCUUCGCGAUGAGUCCGCAGGCCAGGAAAUCUACAUAGGCGAGUGAACACCUCUUGCGUAAGGGCGUUUGAUUAGUGUUUGAUGCGUCCAACAAGUGUGCAUCUUCCGAUUCUUGGUACCUCUGCGGUAGUUUAAAAGAACGAAGUUCGACAAACAAAAAAUAAAGCUGUAGUCUGU
Rhipicephalus microplus (southern cattle tick) is the source of this 2760-nucleotide messenger RNA. RefSeq names its product sushi, von Willebrand factor type A, EGF and pentraxin domain-containing protein 1. The record is from RefSeq and is a predicted model, not a curated record. NCBI's taxonomy places the organism in Eukaryota, Metazoa, Arthropoda, Arachnida, Ixodida, Ixodidae.